CCGUUUUCUCGACAGCCAUACUCUCAUGGUCGCAUAGACCCAAAAACACACAAUGCCGACUCUCAGCGACUUCUUCUAUACCCAAUUCCUUCUCCGGAUCCCCCAGCCUUCCGCCUCCUUCACUAACAAGACCGUCAUCGUAACCGGCGCCAAUGGAGGCCUAGGUCAGGAGACUGUGAAGCACCUCAUUCGUCUUGGAACCGAGAAGGUCAUCUUCGCGUGCCGCAGUCGAUCCCGAGGCGAGCAGGCCAAACGUGAGAUCGAGGCCCAGCUGAACUGUAAGACCAACCUCAUCGACAUCCGAGAACUCGACCUCGAGUCCCCGGUCUCGAUCAAGCGAUUUGCAGAAUGGGCUGCUCGCUCACUCCCGCGCGUCGACGUCCUGAUCAACAACGCCGGGAUCCACGCCAACAGGUUCAAAACUGUCUACGACACCGAGCGCACCCUGGCCGUCAACAAUAUCGGCACCUUCCUGCUGACGGUACAGAUGAUCCCGAAAAUGAAGGCGACAGCUCGGACCUACGGCACCACGCCGGUGAUCACCUUCGUCGCCUCCGCGCUCUACGAUAUCGCUGAGUACCCCGAGCAGCACGGGGAGGAUAUCUUCACCUGGUUUCGGGAGGAAUCCCACGUGGAUUUCAUGAACCAGUACAAUCUUUCCAAGCUGCUACAGCUUUACGCGAUGAUCAAGCUAGCCGCCCUCGUUGACUCCCCGAACACAGACCACGAGUCGUCCUCGAUUGUGGUCAACGCCCUCGAUCCGUGUUUCUGCAAGACCGGCAUCAUCAGCGAGUCCACCGGGCUAGCCAGGAUGCUCUUCAAGAUUUUUGAGGCGAUCACUGCCCGCAGCGCCGAGGAGGGCUCCCGGCUGGUGGUCCAGACGGCCGCCGCCGGGCGCGAAACCCACGGGCGGUACAUGCGCGCCGGCGCUGUGCAGGCCUAUGCUCCGAUCGCGGCCGACGAGCAGCGGGCCACAUACGUGUGGGAUACGCUCUGCAGGAGGCUAGAGGCGAUCCAGCCUGGCAUCAUGCAGAGUCUGCGUUGA
Aspergillus uvarum CBS 121591 is the source of this 1045-nucleotide messenger RNA. Its product is annotated as NAD(P)-binding protein. Bases 53 to 1045 code for a protein of 330 amino acids. The record is from RefSeq and is a predicted model, not a curated record. The transcript has 2 exons. Lineage: Eukaryota; Fungi; Ascomycota; Eurotiomycetes; Eurotiales; Aspergillaceae.